This is a messenger RNA of Neoarius graeffei (lesser salmon catfish), 3145 nucleotides long. It is a transcript of the gene cass4, whose product is annotated as Cas scaffold protein family member 4. Bases 123 to 2534 code for a protein of 803 amino acids. The record is from RefSeq and is a predicted model, not a curated record. Gene Ontology annotation, cellular component: plasma membrane; cytoplasm. Gene Ontology annotation, biological process: cell migration; cell surface receptor protein tyrosine kinase signaling pathway. The transcript is spliced from 7 exons. NCBI's taxonomy places the organism in Eukaryota, Metazoa, Chordata, Actinopteri, Siluriformes, Ariidae. Gene Ontology annotation, molecular function: protein binding.
GAGAGAGAGAGAGCUACAGGGUAAAUUUUUCAGUGAGAGAAGCAGAAUUAAAUUCAGCUGUCAGACAUGUUUAAGCUGUGAAUUAACAACUGAGUGGAUUUUUACUUUCGUCUUUGUCAGAAAUGGAGACCAUCCUCGCCAAAGCGCUCUAUGACAACACAGCUGAAAGUCCAGAUGAGCUGGCCUUCCACAAGGGUGAUGUUGUUGUGGUGAUAGAGCAAACCGUUGAAGGCAGUGUGGGCUGGUGGAAAUGCUCGCUACAUGGCCAGGAAGGCCUGGCGCCGGCCAACCGGCUGCGGCUCCUCUCUCCGUCCGAGAGUAUUUAUCAGAUCCCAAGGCCAUCACAAGCAAGCCCUACUUAUGAGGUCAUGGAGCGGUUCUACAAGGUGUCAUCUCACAGUCCCGUCCUUUUCCCAUGGAAAUCUGAAACACUGAUGGUCCCUGACUGCUCCAGUCCCAAUACAGAUGUGUAUGCUGUUCCUACUCUUGCAAGAAAAGGCACUUUGUACACACCACGGCCAAUACUAGGGAAAGCGUCAACUACUAACAUUCAGAAGAGAUGCGAAAUGAUGAACAGCAACUGCACACCUUGUGAGAUUUAUGACGUACCACCACCUUCCAAAGAUCUCAAUUAUGAUAUCCCCAUUCCUUCAAAAAAUGAGCCACACCUAAAGUUGGGUUCUAGCUACAGCACUUUGCCUAACCGACGGAAAUGUGAACAGAUAUAUGAUGUGCCUGUAGCACUUGAAACGCCCGUCAGUGUACAUGGUUUCUAUGGCACAAUGCCAUCCAAAGGUGCACAUUUUGAAAAAGUGAUCUAUGAUACACCACCAAUAUGUGGUCGUCCUCCUGUAGUCUCUGGUGGCUUCUGCUACGAUAUCCCAAAAUGUAGUGAGAAAGCACAACAAAAAAGUGACUCCAUCCCACCAGAGAAAGAAUGCAUCUAUGAUACACCACCAGCAUGUGUUCGUCCUACAGUAGUCUCUCAUGGCUUCUGCUACGAUAUCCCAAAAUGUAGUGAGAAAGCACAACAAAGAAGUGACUCCAUCCGACCAAAGAAAAAAUGUAUCUAUGAUACACCUCCUCAAAUCAAGCAAAGAAAAUCCAUUCUGAAUGGUCUGACACUCUCAAAUCAGAAAGUUAUAAACCCAGGUGAUUCCGAAAAUAUUUCUAAACCUCUGGAAUACAGGUGUGAACUUGGACCAAGGCCUGAUCAUCCUCGUGGAUGUUUAUCAUGGGGCAAAAAGAUUAUGUUGUCCAGAGAACAACAGGAGAAGGGGGCAAUAACCAUUGAAAAUGCGAUCAAGAAUGGUAGCGGCGCACCUGUUUCUGAAAACCAACGGGACUCAACAGUGUCCACCUCCUCCACCACCUCCAGCUCUUCCAGGAGCUCUUGUGACUCUCUGUUUGGCUCCCCCUCGCCAGAUCCACCACGGGAGGUCACACUUUCCCCAGAGGAAGUCACCCAAAGGCUUUUGCAACUCCAGGAAACAGUUUGUCAGGCUGUGCCGAAACUCAUGAACUUUGUAAGUAGCCACUGGAGAUGUCGCAAGCAUCUGGGCCAACACCUCCAGAAGAUCCGUACAGCCUCAGAGGAUGUGGCCAACUCAGUCACCUCCUUUCUCAACUUUGCUCUGGAUAUCAGAGGUAAUGCACAGGGGCUGACUGACUCUAACUUGCAGGCCAGGCUCCAGAAGCAGCUCUCUAUCAUAGAGGACUCAGGACUGAUUCUGCAGUCAUCCAUGGAUGCUCUUGGUGGCUUGGGCUGGUCUCUGGAUGUCCUGGCUCAGGAUCAAGGGCAGCUGCAGACUCCAGACCAGCUGGACCGCUUUGUCAUGGUGGCCCGCACUUUGCCCGAAGACAUGAAACGUUUGGUGUCCAUUAUCAAUGCUAACAGCAAGCUUCUGUUCAGAAACUCAUCAAAAGAGCCAGAAUUGACAAAGAACCCCAGUCCACCAGAUGUGCAAAAAAGCCUGGGCAAGAAUGAACCAUCAGCAGAUACAAAAGUGGAUGACGAUUACGUGCAACUUCAGACCAAGACAGAAUUUGAAAAGCAACAGCAGAGUGAAGAAAAAAACAACAUAACAUUGGACACAAAUGAAGAAAAGGAGAGAAAACAGGCUUCCAAACCAGAUCCUCCAAGUCCUGAUAGCACAAGCCAACAGCCCUGCAGGCCCGUUAUUUCCGACCACUGCCGUCUGUAUUUUGGAGCCAUCAGGAAGGCCAUUGCUGUGCUUGUUUCUAGCCUUGAGGAGCAACAGCCCCCUGAGAAGUUCAUAUCCCACAGUAAGCUGGUGAUCAUGGUGGGUCAGAGGCUAAUAGACACCCUUUUUGGUGAAGCCCGGAGGAGGCAGGACAGCCAGGAACUCUUGCACAAAAGCAACCACUUGUGUGCCCUCCUCAAGCAACUGGCAGUGGCCACCAAAAAAGCAGCGCUGUACUUUCCUGACCAAGUGGCAAUCCAGGAAGCACAGGACUUUGCCAAAGAGCUGGCUCAGAAGGCACACCAUUUUCGCAUGUCUCUGGAGAGCUAAGGGUUGUGUGAAAGGACAACAGUAUGGUGCAAAGUUUCAGACAGACACAUACCUGCAUGUUCUGCAACCGUGCAUUUUUCUCUUGUUGGUGAUAUCUGUUUUUAUUUUCUCAGUUCUUCUGUUAAAACAAUGUGAUGCACCAAAAAAAAAGUGCAAGUUGCACAUUCAGCUAUGUCGAAUGCAUAUUUAUUAAAAGAACACUGGAAAAACAAUAAAAUACAAGAAUAGGUAGAGAAAUAGUUCAGAUUAAGAUUACAGCAUCUUUCAUAUACAGCAGACAAAUGUGGCAUUUCCUAAAUAACUGUGUAGCCUAACUUUAGAUAGUAGGGAUUAUUAUUUUCAUUUAAGCAAAACAUGCACUUUUUUUUAACAUCAGAUGUUGUAGCCAGAAUUUCCGUGAGAAUAAUAAGCAGUGGCGUCCAAAAUUAUUGUUAUCCUUUCCAAAAUGAGCAAGAAAAGAUUGUAUAAAAUAAGCAUUACACACAAUAAUUCGACUUUUCCAGGGCGGCACGGUGGUGUAGUGGUUAGCGCUGUCGCCUCACAGCAAGAAGGUCCGGGUUCGAGCCCCGUGGCCGGCGAGGGCCUUUCUGUGUGGAGUUUGCAUGUUCUCC